AACAACACGGCUGCUCUUUCAACCACCUCGGUAGCUUGCUAGCCAACAUAAGACUGAAAGAUUGAGGUUUUAGACAUUAUUAAUGUACAUUAGCUAAUCUCAGUGUUGAAAACACAUUUCUGGCGACGUAUCUACUGGUUAACUUUAACCUAAUUUCAUUGUACAAUUUGCAAACUUGUUAAAUAUUGAUACUGAGCCUAGCACUAAGCUAGUCGCUAAUGCUAGCUAACAUCCCGGACCAUGAGCUCACUAAACUACUCAUCCCCUGCUAAAGAAGAUGAGGUCUGCUGUUUGGAGAAAGAAGCUCUGGCUCUGAACAUUGUCGUGAAAGAUGAAGAAGAGGAGGAUAUUACAGUGAAAGGAGAGAAAGACGCUCUGGCGCUGAACAUUGUCGUGAAAGAAGAGGAGGAGGAUAUGACAGUGAAAGGAGAGAAAGAAUCAUUCAGAAUGAAAAUGGAGGAAGAGGAGGCUGUAAUAGUGAAGGAAGAGAAAGAACCGUUUCGAGAGGAAGAGGAUGCUGUCUCAAUAAAGGUGAAGGAGGAAGACGUUUUGGGAGUGAAAGAGGAGGAGACAGAAUAUCUGAUUAACACCAGAGAGAGACGUGACUAUCGUGGAUCCUCUGGGGAGCCUCAACAACAUCCUGAUGCUGACGAGGAAGAGAAGAGUCUCUCCAGAUCAGAACACCAGAUGGACAACGCUAGCCCUUCCUCCCUCCUGGAGUCCCCGCGUCGUGCCUCUCCUGGUAGCACCUUACUGCUGGGCAGGAAGAGGUUGUCUGUGCUGCUGGUGGACUGCAGGAAAACAACGGGGCUGAGUGGAACUGUGAGAGGAGGAGAAGAGAUGAAAGGAUCAGAUUUAACUCAUCAAAGAGAAAGACCAGACUCAGAGGAACCAGAGCCAGUGAAGUCCAAACCAGCAAGGCAACACCUCUGCUCCCAGUGUGGAAAGAGUUUUAACCAGAAAGAGCACCUGAAAAAACACGAGAGAAUACACACGGGGGAGAAGCCUUACCACUGCUCCCAGUGUGGAAAGAGUUUUACCCAGAAAAGCAACCUGAAAAAACACGAGAGCAUACACACAGGGGAGAAGCCUUUCCAAUGCUCCCAGUGUGGAAAGAGUUCUGCUCACUUAUGUAAACUGAAAACACAUCUGAGAAUACACGGGGAGAAGCCUUACCACUGUUCCCAGUGUGGAAAGAGUUUUGCCCACUUAUGUAACCUGAAAUCGCAUGAGAGAUUACACACAGGGGAGAAGCCUUACCCCUGCUCCCAGUGUGGAAAGCGUUUUACCCACUCAUGUAACCUGAAAACACAUGAGAUAUUACACACAGGUGAGAAGCCUUACCCCUGCUCCCAGUGUGGAAAGAGUUUUGCCCACUUAUGUAAACUGAAAAUACACCAAAGAAUACACACAGGCGAGAAGCCUUACCAAUGCUCCCAGUGUGGAAGGAGUUUUACCCACUUAUGUAACCUGAAAAGACAUGAAAGAUUACACACACAAUCUCCCCCUGGUACCCAACUCCAUACUGGAGCCAUCUUCCCCUGGCCCCCAACUCCAUCCUGGAGCCAUUUUCCCCUGGCCCCCAACUCCACACUGGAGCCAUCUUCCCCUGGCCCCCAACUCCACACUGGAGCCAUCUUCCCCUGGCCCCCAACUCCAUCCUGGAGCCAUCUUCCCCUGGCCCCCAACUCCAUACGGGAGCCAUCUUCCCCCGGUACCCAACUCCAUCCUGGAGCCAUCUUCCCCUGGUACCCCAACUCCAUCCUGGAGCCAUCUCCCCCUGCUUUCAGAAUGAAAAGGGAGGAAGAGGAGGCUAUCACAUUGAAAGAAGAGGAUGAUAUUACACUGAAAGAGGAAGAUGGCAAAGAGGUUGUCAGAGUGGAAGAGGAGGUAGAAGCUUUCAGAAUCAUAAAGGAGGAAGAUGAGAAUGUAGUGAAAGAAGAGGAAGAGGAAGACGUCUUGGGAGUGAAAAAGGAGGAGACUGAAGAACUGAUUGACACCAGAGAGAGACAUGACUAUGGUGGAUCCUCUGGGGAGCCUCAACAACAUCCUGAUGCUGACGAGUCAGAGAAGAGUCUCUCCAGAUCAGAACACCAGAUGGACAACGCUAGCCCUUCCUCCCUCCCGGAGUCCCCGUGUCAUGCCGCUCCCGGUAGCACCUUACUGCUGGGUAUGAAGAGGUUGUCUGUGCUGCUGGUGGACUGCAGGAAAACAACGGGGCUGAGUGGAACUGUGAGAGGAGGAGGAGAAGAGAAGAAAGGAUCAGAUUUGACUCAUCAAAGAGGAAAACCAAACUUGGAGGAACCAGAGACGAUCAAACCAGCAAGACGACACCUCUGCUCCCAGAUUGGAAAAAGUUUUACCAAGUUAGGAAGCCUGAAAAGACAUGAGAAGAGUCUCACAGGGGAAAAGCCUUACCACUGCUCCCAGUGUGGAAAGGGUUUUAGACAGCAAGGAAGCCUGAAAGCUCACGGCCGAAUACACACAGGAGAGAAGCCUUACCACUGCUCCCAUUGUGGAAAGGGUUUUAGACAGCAAGGAAGCCUGAAAGUUCAUGGCCGAAUACACACAGGGGAGAAGCCUUACCACUGCUCCCAUUGUGGAAAGAGUUUUAACAGGUUAGGAGGCCUAAUAACUCAUGAGCGAAUACACACAGGGGAGAAGCCAUACCGUUGCGCCCAGUGUGGAAAGAGUUUUGGCUCGUUAGGAAACCUGCAAUCUCAUGCGCGAUUACACACGGGGGAGAAGCCAUACCAUUGCACCCAUUGUGGAAAGAGUUUCCGCAUGUUAGGAAACCUGCAAUCUCAUCUGCGAAUACACACUGGGGAGAAGCCAUACCAUUGCGCCCAGUGUGGAAAGAGUUUUAGCAUGUUAGGAAACAUGAAAGCUCAUGAGCAAAUACACACAGGGGAUAAGCCUUACCACUGCUCCCAGUGUGGAUCUAGGUUUACCAGGUUAGGAAGCCUGAAAAGACAUGUGGACACACACCGAAGCCUUUCCAUUGCACCCUGUGUGGAAUGAGUUUUAACCAUUUAGGAGACCUGAAAAGAAAUGAGAGAAUACACACAGGGGAGAUGCUUUACUUUGCGCCUAGUGUGGAAGUUUUAGCUUAAUAGGAAACAUGAAAUAUGAUCUAAAUACACCCAUGGGAGAAGCCUUACAAAUGUCACUUAUAAGGCACGUGAGGAUCCACACAGAGAAAAAUAACUUCUCCUACUGUGUAAACUGAAAUUUCACAUCACAUUGACUUAAAAUUCAUCAGAGAACAUACACAGUGCUCCCAUUGUCUUAUUUUAUUAACUGACAAUGUGUUUAAUUGUUUAUAGCAGAUGAAAUUAAAUUAUAGCAUACUCUAAAACAUAUUUGUAUGUUUUUAUUAGAAAAUAAAACUGAAUAUGGAGUCUGUCAGUUUGAAUAUAGAGUAGAUCAGAUUCCAUGUGUUUAAAUGGUCCUUUUUUAAACUCUGAUUGUGUGUUUAUCUGGGUGUGUCAUUCCUCCAGCACUACAGAUAAUCAAGUGAUAUUUGUAGAUCAGAUUCCAUGUGUUUAAAUGGUCCUUUUUUAAAAGUCUGACAUUGUGUGUUUAUCUGGGUGUGUCAUUCCUCCAGCACUACAGAUAAUCAAGUGAUAUUUGUAG
Molecule: messenger RNA, 3636 nt
Organism: Oncorhynchus masou masou (cherry salmon)
Lineage: Eukaryota; Metazoa; Chordata; Actinopteri; Salmoniformes; Salmonidae
Product: gastrula zinc finger protein xFG20-1-like
Source: RefSeq, a predicted model, not a curated record